Triticum aestivum (bread wheat) is the source of this 374-nucleotide messenger RNA. Its product is annotated as late embryogenesis abundant protein 19-like. The coding region runs from base 1 to 372 and encodes 123 amino acids. The transcript has 2 exons. Lineage: Eukaryota; Viridiplantae; Streptophyta; Magnoliopsida; Poales; Poaceae. The record is from RefSeq and is a predicted model, not a curated record.
AUGGCAUCCAACCAGGACCAGGCGAGCUACCGCGCCGGCAAGGCCAAGGGACACACCCAGGAGAAGGCUGGGCAGGUGAUGGGCGCGGCCAAGGACAAGGCGUACGAGGCCAAGGACCAGGCGGCUGGCCUGGCGGGGCACGCGUCCGGGCAGGGGCAAGGCGCUACGGAGGCUACCAAGCACAAGGCCAGCGAGGCCACGGACAAGGCGUCCCAGACGGCGCAGGAGGCCAAGGACAAGGCUGCCGGGACGGCGCAGACAGCCAAGGACAAGGCCUCCGAGACCGCGCAGGCCGCCAAGGACCGCACCGUGGAGAGCAAGGACCAGACCGUACUGUGUGAUGGCGCAUUGACGGACCGUACCUGGAGGUAGAG